AUGGCCGAUCGUUUCCCCUCUUUGGAAGACUUCAAUGAAGGUGCGAUUCCCUCCGCCUCCGCAUCCGUGAUCCAAAACAGACCGGCUAACAGGCUCUCUCCAGGUCAAACCGAGGUCGUCGAAACUGGAGCCGCCGAUGCCGAUGAUUUUCUAGCUCGUGAACGUGCUGCGCUAGGCGAUGACGCCGAUCAAUUCGCAACUCCCAACGACCAGGCCGCAACUGCAGACGAUAAUGAUCUACUGGGAGGUGACGAUAUCGUCGCACAGCAACCUGCUUCGGAAGAGAUCUCUGGAUUUGAAUCCUCGUUCCCAGCAAUUGACACACAGAAUGAAGUAGGAGUCGUCACUUCCCUUGCUGUUGCGCCUGGCGGUACCAUCACUGGCACUGGUUCUCCUUUCCCCUCAACAGGCUAUUCUAGCUAUAAACAACCAGAAGAAGAAGAAGCAGAAGCCGUGAAAGAAUGGCGAGCGCGCAGAGAUGCCGAUCUGUCCCGCCGAGCCGAAUCCGCCGCCGAAAAGAAAGCGGCCACGAUCAAGAAGGCCCAAGAAGAUAUUGAUGACUUUUAUGUCUCGUAUGGCAACCGUUCCGACAAGGCCCGCGCCCAAACUCGCUCCGAAGCAGAGCAGUUCCUCGCCAACAGAGAGGAUACUUCAGCCGGUGGUACCAGCUGGGAACGAAUCGCCAAAUUGGUUGAUGUGUCCGGCAAGGGCGCCAAAGGUGGUGCUAGCGGUUCCGGAAAGGAGCGUUUCCGUGAGAUUCUGCUUGAUUUGCGAAAGGAUGCCAAUGCCCCUGGUGCAUCUGGAGUCUAG
Molecule: messenger RNA, 810 nt
Organism: Talaromyces atroroseus
Lineage: Eukaryota; Fungi; Ascomycota; Eurotiomycetes; Eurotiales; Trichocomaceae
Exons: 3
Coding region: 1-810 (269 amino acids)
Biological process (GO): intracellular protein transport; clathrin-dependent endocytosis; clathrin coat assembly
Cellular component (GO): clathrin coat of coated pit; plasma membrane; clathrin coat of trans-Golgi network vesicle
Molecular function (GO): structural molecule activity; clathrin heavy chain binding
Source: RefSeq, a predicted model, not a curated record